AAUAACUUCAUCGUGAGUAUUGAAGGUUCGUAAAAUGAGGGAGUGGACCAUCCCCAACUCCCCCACCGGCAAGAGUUUCGAGGCCUUCGAGCCCACGCCGGGAUGCAUCUCCGUCGCCGUGACUCCCUGGUCGCAAGCUAUCGUAGACCUCAGCAAGAAGCCCUACACCGGCGCCCACAUCGAAAUUUUCAGGAUAAUGAUGCAGUACCUGGGAUGGUGUUAUUAUUUGGUGGCACCCGCUGAUAUGUCUUUGGGUAUCCUGGUGAACGGCUCAUACACUGGAGGCGUUGGGAUGCUUGCUCGACGGGAAGUUGACAUGUUGAUGGGACCAAUUGUUCAACAUCCCACGCGCUCGGAACUCGUCGAGUACGCCCAGGCCUACUUGUACAACACCCAUUACUUUCUGUACAAAAAAAUCACUAAAGUCCAACCUGAUGUACUCAUAUUCACAAAGCCGUUCCUGACAGAUGUGUGGCUGUGGGUUCUGGCGUCCGUGAUCGCGGUGGGAGGGACCGCUGGGCUACUGCAUCUGGUGCACUCCUACAUAAGAAACUCGCAUCUCAAAUCCAAACAAUCGAAGUGGGUGAUGUUCUCACGUGGCUUGACCUGGGCUUGGAAAACCGUCCUCGCACAAGAUCCAUCUGAUUCGCCUGGGGAGCGCUCCGGACGACUGCUUUCUACAUUGUGGCUCAUCAAUUGCUUUAUGAUCAUUAACAUGUACCAAUGCAACAUCACAGCCAUCUUGAUCAACGACAAGGUUAAACUGCCCUUCACUUCAGUCGAGGAUUUUGUGACGCAGAAAACAUACAAGCUGACUUGGAUUAACGGACAAAUAUACAGCUCUUUUUUUCAGGAGUAUGCCGUCAAUCAACCGGACCUUCCCUUGGGCAAACUGUGGGGCAUGAGAGAUGACUAUCAACCUGAUGCCAACCAUGUCGUCAGCACUGUGAUGACGGAGAAGGUUGCAGUUGUCGCUGCGAGAUGGCUUCAGCGGGGAUUCAUGGCAGGGGAUUUUUCUGAGUUUGGUGAGUGUCGCCUGGCGUUGGCUGAAGCGAACUCAUUGCCUCCCGUGUACAUGACAUACGGCUACCCCAAAAACUCCCCUCUUCAAGUCAAAGUUGACAUCAUGCUUCUUCGAGUGGUUCAAUCCGGCAUAGCAGGUAAUUUGCUGUCCAACAGCCUCUGGAACUCGUCGUGGUGCAUGCGGCCCCAAACAAGCCUUAGCGACUCGCGGCCUUUGGCCGUCACUGACUUCCUUGGACUUUUCGCAAUCUACGGAUUAGGUAUGAUACUGGCUUUACUGGUGUUCAUCGUUGAAGUCGCAACGGGCCGGGACUUCCAGAGCAGGAAGAAUGAAUGAGAAGACUGGAAAUGGACGAUGGUCAAUUACUACUCAAUUCUACACAAACCGUUAUUAUUUACUCGAUUUUAUUUGCAGAAUCCGUUUAUUUAA
Hyalella azteca is the source of this 1453-nucleotide messenger RNA. Its product is annotated as glutamate receptor ionotropic, NMDA 3B. Gene Ontology annotation, molecular function: glutamate-gated receptor activity. Lineage: Eukaryota; Metazoa; Arthropoda; Malacostraca; Amphipoda; Hyalellidae. The transcript has 14 exons. The coding region runs from base 35 to 1360 and encodes 441 amino acids. Gene Ontology annotation, cellular component: membrane. The record is from RefSeq and is a predicted model, not a curated record.